Molecule: messenger RNA, 21546 nt
Organism: Pectinophora gossypiella (pink bollworm)
Lineage: Eukaryota; Metazoa; Arthropoda; Insecta; Lepidoptera; Gelechiidae
Gene: Kdm5
Product: lysine-specific demethylase lid-like
Exons: 34
Coding region: 203-5128 (1641 amino acids)
Biological process (GO): chromatin remodeling
Cellular component (GO): nucleus
Molecular function (GO): DNA binding; histone demethylase activity
Source: RefSeq, a predicted model, not a curated record
UUUCGCAUGGCGGACGUACGAGUGAACUCUGUUAUUUGUUGGUGAUAAUUUCAAUUACUAUCUCGUCGUGAUUCCUUAUGGAAAGACUAAUUCUAAUGUUACUUUUCCUUUGUGGUCGUGCGUUGUUCAUCCCUUAAUGGUAGAUGAUGAUAUAGUGUUAUUUGUUGUUGCAUCAGUGAGAACUGCAUAGUUUUUCUCAAAAAUGGGAAAAUGUGACGAAGCUAACGUCGAAGUUAGUAUGGGGGACUCGGCGUCCCCCAUGAAACCUGAUAAUUUCACGUUCACGGUGCCCCCUGAGGCGCCCGUGUUCGAGCCCACGCCGGAAGAGUUCCUGGAUCCUCUCGCCUAUAUCAGCAAAAUAAGGCCAAUAGCCGAGAAGUCAGGAAUUUGCAAGAUCAAGCCCCCCGCACACUGGCAACCCCCGUUUGCUGUGGACGUGGACCGGCUGCGCUUCACACCCCGAAUACAGCGAUUAAAUGAGCUUGAGGCCAUAACCCGCGUGAAACUCAACUUCCUGGACCAGAUCAUUAAAUUCUGGGAGCUGCAAGGCUCCGUGCUCAAGAUACCCACUGUCGAGAGGAAGCCUCUAGACCUGUACGCCCUCCACAAGAUUGUCAAGGAGGCUGGUGGUUUCGAAGUAUGCUCAGCGGAGCGCAAGUGGUCGAAGAUCGCGCGCCGCAUGGGCCACCCCCAAGGCAAGGGUAUCGGCUCCAUUCUGAAGAGUCACUAUGAGCGUAUUCUGUACCCUUACGACGUGUUUAAGAGCAGUGGCGUCGUUGAUAACAAGGAGACGAAAAUCGAAGUCAAGACAGAAGCGGCGACACCAGAGAAGGCGGCGACCCGCAGCCGAUCAUCCAGCAAGUGUCCCCCGGCGGCGACUCCGCCCCCUGCGCGGCGAUUCCGCGCGGAGCCCGAGCCCGCGGCUGAAGGCAGCCAUGCUGAGGGCGCUCUCGCUCAUAAUGCCGACGACGCUGCUACUGAAGAACGUGGACAACGCGCGGCUGCGACUCCGCCCCCCGGCACCAACGGAGCCCGCGGCAAGACUCCCGUCAAAAUCAAGGACGAGAGCUCGGAGACUCGACGCAGUCCUAGAGAAAACAAAUGGAUGUCAGCGGCCGCGAGCUGCGGGUCGCGCGCGCGAGUCACGCGCUCCACGCGCCUGCGCGAGCAUCGCAUGUCCAACAUGACCGUGUCUGUCACUCCGGCGCCACACGCCACUGGCACGCAUAACCCGGAGGAUCCGUAUCCUAAAGGAGAAUCGGCAAAACCCAAAGCUGUAACCGAUAAUCAGCUGGCGAAGUACAUGUGUCGGGUGUGCGGCCGUGGCGACAUAGAGGAGCAGAUGCUGCUCUGUGACGGCUGCGAUGACAGCUACCAUACAUUCUGUCUGGUCCCCCCGCUGGCUGACGUGCCCAAAGGAGACUGGCGGUGCCCAGUGUGCUUGGCUGAAGAGGUAUCAAAACCAGCAGAGGCGUUUGGCUUCGAGCAGGCGUCGCGCGAGUACACACUCCAGCAGUUCGGGGAGAUGGCCGACCAAUUCAAGUCUGAUUACUUCAAUAUGCCAGUACAUAUGGUGCCAACGUCGACAGUGGAGAAGGAGUUUUGGCGCGUGGUGUCUUCAAUCGACGAGGAUGUCACGGUGGAGUACGGAGCUGAUCUCCACUCCAUGGACCAUGGGUCUGGCUUCCCAACAAAGUCGAGCGCCCACUUAUACCCGGGCGAGCAACAGUAUGCUGAGUCUAGCUGGAAUUUGAACAACUUACCCGUCUUAGAGGGCUCCGUGUUGGGGCAUAUUAACGCCGACAUAUCUGGAAUGAAGAUCCCAUGGCUGUACGUGGGUAUGUGCUUCGCGACGUUCUGUUGGCACAACGAGGACCACUGGAGCUACUCCAUCAACUAUCUCCACUGGGGCGAGCCCAAGACAUGGUACGGCGUCCCAGGGUCGAAAGCGGAGCAGUUCGAGGCUGCCAUGAAGGCGGAGGCCCCCGAGCUGUUCCACCUCCAACCGGACUUGCUCCACCAGCUCGUCACCAUCAUGAAUCCCAACAUACUGAUGAAGGCUGGCGUUCCUGUCUAUAGAAUGGACCAGCACGCCGGUGAGUUCGUGAUCACAUUCCCGCGCGCGUACCACGCCGGGUUCAACCAGGGGUACAACUUUGCAGAGGCUGUGAACUUCACGCCCGCUGAUUGGCUCAAGAUGGGCCGUGAAUGCAUCCAUCACUACUCUACGUUGCGGCGCUACUGCGUGUUCUCGCACGACGAGCUGGUGUGCAAGAUGGCGCUGGAGGCGGACUCGCUCAGCCUCACGGUGGCGCUUGCCGCCUACCGGGACAUGCGCAGCAUGCUCCACGACGAGAGGAAGCUGAGGAAGUGCCUGCUUGACUGGGGUGUAACGGAAGCCGAACGCGAAGCCUUCGAGCUGCUACCUGACGACGAGCGCCAGUGCCACCUGUGCAAGACCACGUGCUUCCUAUCCUGCGUUACCUGCAGCUGCAUGCCGCACGUGGCCUGCCUGCGACACUUCAUGCAGCUCUGCACCUGUCCUGCACAGAGGCACAAGCUCAGAUACCGUUACACUCUUGACGAGCUUCCAACUAUGCUGGAAAAACUGAAGAUGAAGUCGGACCUGUUCCGGGAGUGGGCGGAGGCUGUCCAGAAUGCUUUGGACCCGGACACGCCCAAGACUUGCGACUUGGACGGGCUGAGAGCCCAUUGGAAGAGGGCGCAUGAUCUCAAGAUGCACAAAACGGAACUGGUCCGUGCGCUGGAGACAGCGAUAGAGGACGCGGAGAAGUGCCUGUCGGUGAUCCAGCAGCUGGACCUCAACAAAAUGCGCACACGCACGCGCCACCACGACCCCAAGUACCGCCUCACCAUACACGAGCUCACGCUCUUCGCGCAGGAGAUCGAUGGAUUGGCUUGCGUGCUGCCUGAAGGAUCAGCAGUGAAGGAAGUACUCCGGCAGACAGCGGAGUUUGAAGCUAAAGCAGCAGAUAUGCUGAAUAAAGACCUGGACGAGACGGACCCCGCUACUGUUAGAGAGCUUGAAGAGGUGGUAGAACUGGGGUCGCAGCUCUGCAUAGUUCUCCCUCAGCUACCGCCUUUGCAAGCGCGUCUCCAACAAGUGAAGUUUCUAGAAGAAGUGCGCACUUACAAGGAGGAGUGCUCCACGCUCACCCCAGAGGUGAUACAGCGCUUGUUGCACGACGCCGAGAAUGUACUCCCGCACCAUAAGGUGGAAACCGAGAGGGCCGCGCUCACACAGCUGAAAGCCCAAGUCGAAGAAUGGGAGACUCGCGCCAAAGCAGUGCUAAUCGACACGUCGAAGCCGUCGCGUGACAACGACGACGUGGAGCCUCAGUACAGCACGUUGGCCGAGUUGGACGCGUUAUUGGCCGAGGGAGAGGAUAUAGACGCCGCCCUGCCAUCCUACCAUACUCUGCACACUGCCGUCAGCCAUGCCAGGGAUUGGCUGGCUAAGGUGGAAGAAAUGCAGUCAAAGGACCUGUAUCCCUACAUGCAUAGUGUAGAGGCGCUUGUACGGCGCGCGCAGCAGAUACCACUCGCGUUGUAUGAGAAAGAGCAACUUGCUGCGGCGCUGCGCUCCGCCAAGGACUGGAAGCGAGGCGCCGCUGAUAUGUUCCUUAAGAAGAACUGGCCGUACUCCCUCCUCGAGGCGCUGUCCCCCCGCACCGAGUGCGGGCCGGGCCGCCGCCGCACCCGCGGCCCUCCAUCCACGGAGCCUCCGCCCUCCUCACUGGAGGCUGGCUUGUUUCUGAGGAACUUCAGCGAAGACUCCACGCCUACUGAGAUAGUCGCCGCCUUUAAGCAGGCUGAGGGGCGCGAGUUGCAAGCUUUGAAGGAGAUUCGUUCCCGCAACAUGCGCAAAGAGGUGCGCGCGCCGGCGUCUGCCAACGUGACGUUCUGCGUGUGCCAGAAGCGGCAGUAUGGCGUCAUGACGCAAUGUGAGCUGUGCAAGGAUUGGUUCCACGCAAACUGCAUAGCAGCAUCCAAGGAGGAGCGAGAGGAAUCCCCGGACAGGGUUGAACUCCCCUUCCCAGUACCCGAGCCGAAAUUCCUCUGCCCGGACUGUACCAGGACAAAACGACCAAGAUUAGACCGCAUACUGGCGCUGCUGGUGUGGCUGCAGAAGCUGCCGGUGCGGCUGGCGGAGGGCGAGGCGCUGCAGUGCGUGACGGAGCGCGCCAUGGCGUGGCAGGACGCGGCGCGCGCGCUGCUGGCCGGGCCCGCGCUGGCCGCGCUGCCGCAGCCGCGCCGCCCACACGCUCAGGCCAGUCGAGAAAAGUCAGACAAGCUCAACGCAGAACUGAAAAAAGCUACGGGAAGGGUCCACGACUCACACUUGUCACAAAACUCUAGGUCUUCAGCGAGUGUGGAGCACGCAUACAGCGCGACACCCCGGUCUCCCGGCACGAGGGUAGCGCCUGGCCUCUUACUGAAACUGGAAGACCUCAUGAUGGAAGGAGAUUUAUUAGAGGUGCGGCUGGAGGAGCAGGCGCAGGUGUGGAGCGCCGUGGUGGCGGCGCGCGCGGCGGACGGGCGCGGCGCGCCGCGCGUGCUGGACGCCGGGCGCCGCAAGCGCGCGCAGCGCCCGCCGCGCCCGCACCGACAGCUCAAGCGCACGCGCGCGCUGCACGCGACGGCAGCACCGAAGACGACAGUUAAACGAGGCUCAGCGACCACCACCAACUAUCUAAACAGGAAACAGCAGGGUGUGUCUUCGGGGUCGGGGCUGAUGAUGCGCAAGCACUACAUGGCGCGGCAGGAGCGCCGCAAGCGGGGGUUGGCGGCGCGGCAGCCCGCCAGACAUCCCAGGAUGGCGAACCAAGGCCGCGGCGCGAGCACGGCAGCUGGUACGAGGCGCGCGGAGGCGGCGCGGGCGAGCUCCUCGUCAGCUUCCUCCGCCGAGGAAGACGAGGACUGCGCCGCCGCCGACUGCCUGCGGCCCACGGGCAAGGAAGUAGACUGGGUGCAGUGCGACGGUGGCUGCGACCAGUGGUUCCACAUGCACUGCGUGGGCCUCGCCCGCGGGUCCCUCGGCGAGGACGACGACUACGUGUGCGGCGCGUGCGCAGACAAGCGCGCACAAGCGCGGACCGAUAAGUAAAACGCCUGUAUGACGUGUAGAUAACGUAAUGUAACGUGUGAGAGGAGGUGUAGUGUAAAUUUUGUUUGUAUUGGAAAGCCUGGCCGGGUAUAUAAAGACAGUUCGAGUAAAUUAAUGGUUUGGUACACUCGGCGGGCUUAGCACCGUAAGCGCGCGACUCAUUCUCGCCCCGACAUACGUCACCCGUCACUCUCUCACAGUACUGCACAGAAAGAGACAGAUGAUCUCUGUCGCGGCGAGAAAGAGUCUCGUGCUUACGGUGCUAAGCCCGCUGAUGACGAAAAAGGGGGGAUGAAAAGGACACAUGGAAGCUAACUUUUAUAUGCGAAAAUGACAAAUUGCUUCGAUCUGGCCUUUUUAAUUUUGAUUUGAUUUUGGGCUAACAUGCGCGUGUUAAAAUUUUGUCACAGUCAUCUUAUCGAUUCUGACGAUAUAAUCAUGUCGUUUUGUCGAUUGGUGAUAAUAUGUGAACCCAAAUAAGUCGUGUCGUUCUGUUAAAAUAGGAACAAAAGCUUAAUUUAACGCUCUUUAAGGUGUAGCAUUCACCAUUCUUGUCUAUCAAAGGUCAAUUCUUUCACUUCCUUAUAAGACACGACGUUCACAUUAUCUUUAAUCUGGCACGCAUGUUAGGGAAAGAAAAAAAAACCUUAUCGAUUUCGACAAAAUGUAUUGAAUCGAUCGAUAAUUUUACCACGUCGCGCAUGUUAGCCCAACUGGUUUGUCUAUUAUAACCAUGGAAACCAUCUGGAGAUUUUAAUAGGACGAAAUUGAAAAGCGAAAGUUUUUAUAUAUUUGGUCCGGUUUUAACUAUGUUAAAUUUACCCGGAUUUGACUUGUUGAUGCGUGGAAUAAAAUAAAAGGGUUUUUGCGAGCAAGAGAGGGCAUUCAUUUGUACAAUUGAAUAUUUUUGUCACUUUUCAUAAAGAAUUGUGUCUUAAAAAUGUCAAACGACGUCCGAGCGCGUAUUUAAACGUUUUUAAAACUACUCUUGACACUUUUCUUUUACUCCAAGCAUUAAUUGUAUUAGGCCUCUAUCGUAUUAUUUAAGUUAUAUAAAAAUAUUUGAAAUUAAAUCUAAUUUUAUAAAUGCGACUUUGAUUCUGACUAACAGUUUUGAAAAUGUAUUAUUUUAUACUAAAAUUAAACCUAAAUGCAAAAUUUGACAAGAUGAUAUGUUGUAUUAAGUUCACGUAGAGGCUAAUAAAUAAAAUAGGAGUUUCUAAAAUGGAUUUUGAAUGCGAUAGUGAUUUUAUAUGUUAUCUUGACGUGGCUUGAAAUUAACUUGUGAUAUAGUAAUCUUACAAACGCACGUACAGUCAUAAGCAAUAUCAUGUACCCACUUUAGAACCCUGUCGCACUAUCAUGUUUGACAUUUAAUUAGACUUACGGAUUAAUUUGUCAAAAAAGUUAAUGUGACAUGGUUUCACAGUGUAUACAUAUUAGUACUCGUGCACUGUUUUGCCUUCAAAAAGAAAUGUGGGACUUUCCAGGCUAUGUUCCUCAAACACAAUAUAGAUGGCGCUGUAUGAUACAUACAUACAUACAUAAACUCACACCUAUUUCCCACCGGGGUAAGCAGAGACUAUAGAAUUCCAUUUGCUUCGAUCCUGACACACUUCUCUUGCUUCCUCCACAUUCAUCAAUCGCUUCAUACACGCACGCCGGUUCAGAGUAGAUCGUAUUGAACCUUUUCUAAGGACAUCUCCAAUUUGAUAAGGUGCAAAAAUCCAAUCAGUUUCUUGCAAAGUAAUAAAUUAACUGGUUGCACUUAUGACCUCCUGCGGACUUAGCACCGUAAGCGCGCGACUCUUUCUCGCCUCGACAUACGUCACCCGUCACUCUCUCACAGUACUGCACAGAAAGAGACAGAUGAUCUCUGUCGCGGCGAGAAAGAGUCGCGUGCUUACGGUGUUAACCCGCUGGUUACAUGUCUUUUCUGUAAACGACUAACAUUACCUACAAAAGCAUAAAUUUUAUAAUUAUGACAACUAAUGGUUCAUAAUUUCACCACUGUUUAUAAAUAAUUCGAUGGGCUCAGUUAUACACUUUUGCUCUUUGAUUGUACAUAUUUUUCUUCGUGUAACUUUCUAUUACAACAGACAUAUGCAUCUUUCAUCUUCGUUUUUGGGUAUAAAUGAUGACCCUUUUUACCCACCCAAGCACAGUUACAUCCUCCACGCAUUAUUAUUCUGAUCCAAAUAUCAAGCAACAAUUAUUUUUAUAUAUGCUUCUGCCACGUACGUAAACAGCCUAUAUACGUCCCACUGCUGGGCACAGGCCUCCCCUCAAUCAACCGGAGGGGGUAUGGAGCAUACUUCACCACGCUGCUCCACUGCGGGUUGGUGAAGUUGUUUUUACGGCUAAUAGCCGGGACCAACAGCUUAACGUGCCCUCCGAAGCACGGAACCAUCUUACUUUUUCAGACAAUCAGGUGAUUCAAGCCUGAAAAGUCCAUACCAAACGAAGGACAGUCUCACAAAGUGAUUUCGACCAUGUCCCCGUCGGGAAUCGAACCCGGACCUCCGGAUCGUGAGCCUGACGCUCUAACCACUAGACCACGGAGGCUGUUGCUUCUGCCAUUACAUUGUUUUAAGGAAUAAUUACCCGAGUAAUGAGAAAAUAGGUAAUUAUCACUUUAAAGCUGUACAACGCCAUCUAUAUUGUUUUUGGUGAACUUAGAUUGGAAAGUCUCUCAUUAAAGAGGCACAGAAAUGUCAAGGUAAAUAGAAUCAUUAAAAACACCCACUGUAUAUUGAUACGAAGUUAUGAUCGGAAAUAAACAUGGAAGCGUUCUGGUGGCUCAAAAAUGACGCAACGAAAAUCUAACCGCGGGGGGGCGGGGACUCAAAAUCAUACUGUCAGUAUACACACACACACACAUAAACUCACGCCCGUUAUCCCUAAUGGGGUGGGCAGAGCCACAAGUAAUCAAAGACAACUUGCAGCCACUGUUGAUACGAUGUCGUAAGCUGGAUAUGAUGAACCUUAUGGUGAUAAGGGAUCAGCCUAUCGCCCUGUUACUGUCAGUAUAAUAAGCAUUAAUAUGCCACUAUAAUUAUAUGCCAGGGUUGAUGGGGUUAGUAAUCCACCUCACAACCCACACGAUAGAAGUAGAUAUGCCACUAUGGGUUGUAUUGCUGUGGUGCAAAAGUAUAAAUCGGCGUGCGCCUUUUGUCACUUUUUGAUCAACUUAUUUACGAAACGGCGUAAGUGGCUAAGCACAGACAAAUAGCAUUAACGUGGUUUUUGAACAUUAGGCCGGGUUUCCGACUGACGCGGAGAUGGGCGGAUUUGACCAAUCACAGCGUUCGAGAGAGCGAAAAACGAAGACGCUCUGUCCCUCUCUCCCUCACGGUGAUUGGUCCAUUCCUGCACAUCUCCGCUCCUCUUCGCACAGCUCCGCUUCAAUGGAAACGCAGCCUUAUUUUGCUACUGUGAGUGUGUUUUGUUUUGUGUGAGUUUCGCCCUCAAUGACCAACUGCACGAGUAUGGCGAGACUGCUACCAUGUUUGUUACCGUUCAAAGAUAUAAACGACUUUUUACAGGAGUGACGUAGCUAAUAAAUAGCUUUUUUAACCGAUUCGGAACAAAUAAGUAUAUGAAGGAAUAGACAAUAUUAAAAUUGGACACAAGUACCGAGAUCCAGGGGUAGAAUUUUGAAGUAUUUUGAUUGGUAGAAAAGAUAAUUUUGAUAUCAUAUUUCGACCAAUAGCGUGCCUCCAAAUUUGCUUAGUCGGUAGUAAUUGGUUGAAGCACAAUAUCAAUAGACAAAGAUUCUAUACGAAGUCUGAUCUCCAAACAAUGAAACGCGUAAGCGACGAGAUAGAACCUUCUCGCUUUCACAGCUGUGUGGUUCUCAAAUAGGAUUUUGUCAAAAGUAAAUUGGGAUGUAUUCAGGAAGUCACAGAGUUCUAAGUCCAAUACGGACGUAAAUUAUAGAAACAUUGGAACGCAACUCAGGUCACUGUUCGUGUAACUGAACGCUUUCGAACUUAAUUUGACUAUUAAUAAAGAUUAAAGUCAAAGGCACCUUGUCCCAUUGCCAAUAAGAGCACGAAUAAUAUACAACUGCAAAUUAUUCGCCCACUGUUCAUUUAAAGAGAUAACAUAGCACAUAACAUAAAAUACAAGACUGUGCUCUAUGGGAAUGAUAAUAAAGUUCACCACGAAGUGAAAUGCUUGUGGUAACAGCUGAACUAUUCUACCAGUGGUGGUAGGUCCCGCGAAGGGCCGGCUGGUUUAUUAUCACCCUCAAACGUGAAACGAUCGCCUCUCAAUAGUCUACUCGAUAACCUAGUCAAAUGAGAAACGUCAAACGAAAGUUUUCUUGAGAGUUUGUAUGGAAUUACUGUCCUGUGACGUGGUCAAUAAAAGCGGUCAAACGUCGUACUCAUUGUAACUUAAUUCGUAAAUAAAAUUCGGAAGUCGAAACUAAAAUGAAAUUGGUUUUUGAUCGUCUUAGACUGGCGUCUAUUUCUAGAUUAGCAUUUUAUAAUUCAUCUUUGACACAGUCAAAUACAGGGUAUUUGACCUGGGACGGUUCCAAGGGUUAAAAAGGCCACAUCUAAGCAAUUCAUCUAAACAGCAACAUUGCUAUUUGACAUUUGUUUGCAUUGCGCACUUUUAAAUGUCGAAUUCCCAUAUUGGUUUUUUUAAGAUGAAUUGCUUCGAUGUGGCCUUUUUAAACAUUGAAACCGACCCGGGAAUAGGGUAUUUGACUGUGUCAAAGAUAAAUAAUAACAUGCUAAUCUAGAAAUCUCUAGGCCUCAGUCAGGGCGGGGUCAGAAUGGUUGCUCAAGGGUUAAUGGACGGGUGCCAAACCGAUGGAAAUCCUGAGUCGUGUCACAGUAUACCACUUUUAAAUUGUAAUAGGGUAGUUUUCAACUAGUCAAAUCAGUUACUUUUUACUAAACUUCAAAAUACGAACUUACUAUGGAAUUUGUACGAAAAAGCACACUGUGACGUCAUAGAAAAACGUGACAAAAUGUCCCACUUAAUAUACAAAAAAUCAUAAAUAAGUUAAAUAGAAAAAAGAAAACGUUUUUGUCGGUUUUAGAUUUAUUUGGUAAUCGGAAUUUCAUAAUUUAUCUUUGACAUAGGAAACUACCCUAUUGUGGAAAUAAAUGUUCCUUUGGUCGCGAUACAUAAUUAUAUUUUAUGGUUCUAAAUGUCAGUUCAAUGUCUAUCGAUGUGUAGAUUCAAUAUCAAAUAUCUAUAUAUAUAUUUUAUUGGAAAGGAGAUGGACUCUGGUUGCGGAACUUGAAACUGUAGGAAGGUUUCCAAAGUUGUGUGGGCAUUCUAGGACUGGUUGAUAAAGGCACAAAAAGAAUAAUUUAUAUUCGGUGUUUCUAUCUUGCAAGCUUUUACCAUAGGAUAAAGAAUAAUACAUACUACAGACGUCUGUGUUUACCCAAGACCUAGAAGGACUUACAUUGAUCAAAUUGGAGAUGUCCUUAGAAAAGAUUUAGUACGAUCUACUCCAGCGUUGGUUUUCAGUCAUUUCCUGUUCCCUUAGUAAACUUGGGACCUUUCAAACUGCGUGUAAAUUAUUCUUAUUGAUUGUGGUUUAUCUGUCAGUGCCAGCUUCCGUAUAAAGAUGCCCAUGCUUCUUAUUCAGUUUUAUUCCCCUCGUUUUUGAUAGGGGAAUUUUAGUAAUCUAUAUUAGUUGUUAACCUAUUCCCAUUUAAAGUCCUGACGGACAAAACGAUUCUCUUUUUUCAUGAAGAGAGACGGAACUACCGUCUAAUUUUAUUUUAAGUUAUAACUGUCAUUUUCUUAUCCGCUCAAAAAGAAAGGGACGGGUAAUAGACAGGCGUAAAAUGUAUGGAACACAUCGGAUAAUUACCCGACAGAAUUAAGUUGACAGCACAUGUUAAACGGGUUGCAUACCAGCGAGAUACCUAUUUGAUUCGCUCGGUUUAUUCAUUCAUUAAUCUUCCGUUUUAAAAUUAACAGUUGUCAAUCCUCCGUCCCUUUCCUUUUCGGCGGAUAAGAAAAUGACAGGUAUAAUUUAAAGUGAAAUUACGUGUCUGUAGGAAUCAGGGCCAAAUGUGUCAUUUUAUUGUCUAUUUUAUAAGUUUUUUUUAAGACUUGGAUAAGUCAGAGAAGGUUACUUAUGUAGCUCGGUCCUCUUGUUUAGAGGGGAUAUGUCCCUCCGCAGAGGGAUGUAACGACGAUUAAGGGUAUAGCUAUUAUGCUAUGAAGUCUGGUUUUUUAUUUAAGCGUUCAUAGCGGAAUUCGAAAGAGACGUAAGCGCCAAUGAAAAAUCAUCCCGAUAAGAUUUUCUCCGACAAAACCUCGAUUGUUUUCAAUUAAUUUCAAUUCGGAUAAAAGUAAAGACCAAAUUUUUACCUGGAUUAAAACUAGCCUGUCUAUUGCGAAGUUUUGUCAACAAAAAUCACACCCGAAUGUGAUUUUUCAAAAUGGCGCCUACAUGGUGUUCAUUAUAAGGAGAAGGUAUAAUUCUAGGGGUCUAAAAAGUUCGUAAUGUUGCAUUAAUUCAUCUAAGAAAGCUAUAUUGCUAUUCGGCAUUUGUUGAAAUUACAGUGGUCUUUUUAGAUGAAUUGUGUCGACGUGACGCUUUUAAAGAACUCGACAUUAUAUUAUAUGCCUUGUUUAUCGUCGCUUAAAUAGAAAUCCAGACAAAUACUUCUCAAGUAAACUAUUUAACAAGGAUUGGUUGACAAUGAACCGGACGGGAUAUUUCGAACGAAUAAAUCAAGGGGUUUUUCGAACGCUAGAAUAAGGUGGCUUGUUGAAAGUUAUUUAGGAAUAAAGAAAGGUCUUCGGAGGCGCAAAGAAGAGAUAAAAAAGAAAUUUUUGUAAAUAUUUUUUUAAAGGAAAAUUUUGAGGCGACGAAGAGGUGUUAGACGAAAUUUUUUAACGUAUAUUUGAAAUUUUUGCAAAUACUGAUAGGGCUUUAAGGUGUAGUUAUUGGGGUGUGCUUGAGUGUGGGAUGUGCUUGAAACCUAAGUUUAUUAUUGAUACUAAGCGUUGUUUUUGACUUAGCCUGUACACGUUAAAAUCGCGCGAUUUUUGUACACGCUUCCAUACUAACCGAAGUGUUUGAUUAAACCGCGCGUUUUUGGUGAAAGGGCUUUAAUUCCAACAUACUUAUUUUACUUAGUAUUUUAAGUCGGAAUGUAUCUUAUCUAUGUCCCAAUUACGGUAGUCAGAGGAACAUCCAUCGUAAAAUGAACUAAGUACCCAUACCUCACCGAGCUUUCUAUUAGUCCAACGUGAUAGGUGGUGAGCCGUAUCGACACUUCGUUUUUGCAACGAUGUUUCUUACGUUAUACAUACAUAUAUAAACUCACGCCCGUAAUCCCUAAUGGGGUGGGCAGAGCCACAAGUAAUCAAAGACAACUUGCAGCCACUUUUGAUACCAAGUCCCAAGAUGGAUAUGAUGAGGGAUGGGUGUCCUUGAGGGGUGUCCUUGGCCAUAAGAUUCUUAAAUUAUACUGUCAGUAAAAAAAGUAUGUUGGAUAAAUAUGACAUAAGCUCACAACUAUAUUCCUGUGUGGGGUAUUCAGAGGUUAGAGGAUCACUUUUUUUAUAAAACGUGCACGGAAAAUACAGGCUUGUGAUUGGUCGAUCUACCGACCAAUCAGAUUCGUGUAUUAAUUAUUCAAACCGUUUAUAAAAAGAAUCUUCUAAACUGUUCCAAAUAAGUCAUUUUAAUAACUUUUUUACUAUUUUACCUUUUUUAUUUAUGUAUAAAUAAAUAAGCCCAAUUCUACAUUUAUUGUAAUUAAUUGUUUUUGGAAGGAGUAAUUUUUUUCAAAGGACGCGUAUCAUGGAAAUUGUGAUUGUUGAUAAAAGAAAUUGUUAUUGAUUGAUUGCGGGAGAUGUCGCCAGUGGCUGAGUUUCAACGUUUUGAUGUUUCAAGUCGGUGAACUGAAAUAAACAUGGAAGCAGUUUUAUGGCUCAAAAAUGACGCAACGAAAAUCGUACCGCGGGGGCGGGGCUCAAAAUCAUACCGUCAGUGUAAUAAGUAUUAAUAUGCCACUAUGGCCUUUAUUGCUGUGGUGUAUAGGCGCGCGCCUUUUGUUACUUAUUGCGGGCUUAGCACCGUAAGCACGCGACUCUUUCUCGCCGCGACAGAGAUCGUCUGUCUCUUUCUGUGCAGUACUGUGAGAGAGUGACGGGUGACGUAUGUCGAGGCGAGAAAGAGUCGCGCGCUUACGGUGCUAAGCCCGCUUGUCAACUUAUUUACGAAACGGCGAAAGUCGCUAAGCACAGACAUUUGUCUGUGAGAGACAUAAAAUCAAUAUCAUUAACGUGUGUUUUGAAUAUUAUUUUGCUACUGUGAGUGUUUUGUGUGAGUUUUGGCGUCAAUGACCAACUGAAGCGAGUGUGGAGUGACUGCUGCCAUGUUUGUUACUGUUCACCGUCUCAAGUGUAUUGCUGGGCUGUGUUGGGCGGUAUUUACUGGUGUUUCAUCGGGGUAAAAAUUCAAUUCAAAUUCAAAAGGUAACAUAGUUACAAUUUGGAUCGUCAUUUUUUACAUAACGAACAUCUCCGCCGAAAACGAUUGCAGCUUCUUACAACCUGUAUACCUGCCAGGGAAAAGAAGCUGCAAGGAAAACCUCCGCAAAGGGCGUAGACGUUCCUUAAAAAGAUACAAAAUAUUGUUAUACAAUUUAGUAAUUUGGGUGCCUAAUAUCAGCUUCCAGACACUAAAUCCCAUGCAUUCAUAUGUUCUGUUUAAUUACAGUCUUAAAACUGUUCCAAGGUAAAUUCUGAAUGUCAAUGGGAAUCAUAUUGUAACGCUUUUGUCAAAGUAUUUCGUUUUCGAAGGAAAACUUACAAGGAGAAAAGAGUCUGACUCUGUUUUGCAACUCGAACAGACCAUGUUUGCUAGCACUAGCCUUUGGUGAGAGCCCUCAGCGCUCCCUAUUUGUCCGGCCAAGUAGUUGAUGCAUUCUGAUGCAAGUCGUGACAAGUUAAAACAUCGCCUUGCAACUUGAAGGGAACCAGCCAACCAGACCUAUUACAGGUUAGUGGUCUUCCAGAUCAAAAAAGACAUUCUCGUUAGUGAAAAAAUAUAAUUUGUUUCCGAACAUUUUACCGCACAGUCACAGUUGCUUCCAUAAGAAACUGGACUUGUCAAAUCUUCAGGUUAGGUAAGCGGACGGGAGAUAAUGAUGAAGGUCGUUGACUGAUUAACUCAUCACAAAAUCUCAGAAAUUACAAAUGCUAGGCGUCUCGAACUUUGCAUUGGAGCUCCUCUUAGGACGUAGAUGCUCAUUACGACGGGAUUUUUGGAAAUCCAACCCCAAAGGGAGUAAAAAGAGGUGGCAAAGUUGUUAACAAUGAAAUUUUUACCCCACAAGCACCAGAAAAUUACCAAACAGAACUCAGUAGUUACGCAAUGAAAGCCGUAUUCUGUCGAGCUUAUAUUCGUAUCUGGAAUGUAAAUAUUAGUAGUACAUAUAUGUUGUUCAGGCGUGGCCGCUACGUCGGUGGGGCUGAGUGGAGCGGGGGUUAGUGGAGCGAUUGGUGGGGCAAAGAUUUUACAAUACAUUAAUUACACUAAAUAGUGCCCAGUGUUUUGUCACAAUCAUACUUUAGAAAUUUGUCGUUACAUGAACCAUGUCAGACUCUAGGGUUGAUGAGGUUGGUCAUUGAACUCUCAACCCUUGAGGGAAGAACCUAUACAGGAGCCCACAUUGAUUUACCACUACCGUAGAUUGAACAUCAGCGCUCAAAAAGUGGGACGCAAAGUUACUGUUAAUAUAGCUACGUUGACAGUACUUUACCUCAGUGCGCGAUUAGGCGCCGAACUGGAAACACGGGGAAGUGCGUGUUAAAAACUUGCAAAAAUAGAAGCUCGAAGCGAAAAAAGUAGGAUGGAACAUUAUAUUUCUAAUGAGUAAUGACAUUAUGCACGUUAUCAUAGUAUAAAUUUUAAACCAAAAUUAUUAUUUUAGUUUAAAAUACACUAAAACAAGUACUCCCGGUCAAUCCGAGUUACAGUAUAACCCGACCGUGUUACGAAGCACCACGCGCUAAUAUACGUAAUAAGACGAUGCUUACUUUUUUAAUUUGAUACGAUUUGAUUUGAUAAUUUGAAUUUAUAGCUAAACAAGCGCUCAGUUUUCGCCGCAUUUUCGUAUCAAGCGCUGUAUCUACGGUAGUGGUAAAUUAAUACAAGCCCAUAACAGCAUCCCGUCUGCAUCCCUGAAGGUUUAGGCAGAUGUGUAUAGUAUAUACGGUCACGAGCAUUAAUAUGUAUACACUUUGAUACCAUGUCACGUUAACUUUUUUGACAAAUUGAACUGUAUGUCUCACUAAAUGUCAAAUAUGUUAGUGCGACAGAGUCCUAAAGUGGGUACAUUUGCUCAUGACUGUACGCUCACUCCUCGCCAGCUAUGUUACAAGUCCCAUGUAAUUCGGGGCGAGCCUAUACCCCACAGCAUCCAAAAAGUAAGUCCUACUCGUUCCACUUACCACGUCCAACAAGCCUAACCUGGAUAAUAAAGAAGUUUAUACGUGUGCGGUGCUCUGAAUCAGAUAUCUUCCAAAUUCCCCAAGACUCUGCUCAGCGCCUUAGAAUUAAAGCGCGAUGGCAGACGUAGUACUGUAGCGAUAAAAGCUAUCUUCAUUGAAUGCUAACGAUCAUCGCGGUUACAAGCUAAAUUGUAUUUUAUUGCCGUGUAAAAAAAGUAGCUAUUUCUUUGAAUGAAUCUUCUGUGCAUUUUUUUUCCCGUGAUUCCCUAUUUUCGCAGUUGUGAGCUAAAUUCCACUUAAUUGCUACGUCGGAAGAGUAGCUUUUCUUUUGAUUUACUUUUCUAUACGUUUUACCCAGCCCAAUGUGUGUAUUAUUUUGGACAUCUUGGCGUAUCAUAUUUGAUUUUUUAAGGUUAAUAGUGAAAAAGCAUUACAUCGGCAAGCAUUUCACUCCUUAGACGGUAUCAUUGACCAACAACUCCUGCGGCACAGCACCCGCACCGCGCGCGGCGCGAUUUAGAAGGUUUCGACCAAUAGCCGUACGGCAUUUAUCUGCGUAGGUAGAAUUUGCUGCGUUUAUUGGUCGAAACCCUUGAUAUAUUUCGCGCCGCGGGCGACUUGGUCGCGGUGCCGCUGGCAGGUGUUACUAUAAUUAUAAAUGUAUAUUUUACGAUACCGUUCCCUGAAGAUAGUUCACUAUGCUAAUAGUACUAUGUUAAAUGAUUUAUGACAUUAUAUAUUGGUCUAUAACUCGAUGUUGUUCUCAUAGCGUAUUUUACAAAUUUUAAAUGUUUUACGAAGGCAUAAUGAAGUAUUUAUGAAUGAAUUUGUAAAUUUUCAGUCAAAGCCAAUUCUUGGACAUAUCUGUGAAUAUCAGUCUUGGUAUAAUAAAGCCUAAUUGUAACUGCUUUUGACAUUUGUGUGGAAAUACGUGGAUGUUAGUUUUAUUGGUGACAAUACAUAAAUACAAAGCCUAUAAGUCCCACUGAUGGGCACAGGCCUCCUCUCAAUCAACCGGAGGGGGUAUGGAGCAUAAUCAACCCCACCACGCUGCUCCACUGCGGGUUGAUGGAGGCGUUUUUUUACGUCUAAUAGCCGGGCCCUUACACUGCCUAUUACACAGACACAUUUUUUUCACUCACGCAAUUUUGUAAAACAAAACACCUUGAGGUGUGGGUACUUAGUUCAUAUUGCGUUGGAUGUACCUCUGAAUACCCCUUUUUAAAUGGCCACUUGACAGUUUUCGGAUAAGUAUUUAAAAAAAUAAAUAAAGACUCUUAUUUUAUACGUCUUAAAAUAUUUUAUUUUUUCGUUAACGAUUUAUAUAAUAGAAAAAAAAAACAUAUUUUUCCUAAUUAAUUUCAAAUUUCGCGCGAAAACAGUUGGUCACGUGACAUUUCGUCCAGUGACGUCACAUUUCAAUAAACAAAGAAACUGUCAAACCUGUAACCUGUCAAAUUUGAAACCUGUCAGAUAGUUUUUGUUUAUUUUGUGAAAUGUGACGUCACACGAAGCUCAGUAAUGGCCGCCCGUGUUUCGGGUCUUGUAAUACACAGAUAAAAAAAUGUCAUUCUUAUUUUGUGAACAUAAAAUAUUUAAAAAUUAUCUUAAUUUAAAAACUACUGGAUAAUUAUCGUUAAAUGAUAAACUACCAUAUCCGACAUAAUUCAUAUUAUAUUGUUACAACUGUCAAGUAGGCAAUUAAGAUAUAGUCGUACUACUGUUUAUGUUUGUGCAAUUCCGUGAAAAAUGAAACGCAAAAUGCCAUCGUAAGACCAAAAUUAUACGAUGUUAUUAUAUACAGUUUUGAGCAGAGAUAAUUAAACGCAUGAUUAUAUUCUAUUAGUUGAUAGUAGCAUUUCUUCACCACCAUCCUUAGCACUGUCUUCAAUAAAACUAACCCACUAUGUUUCCUAAAUGGUGUUGAUUCCAAUACACACUAUCUCAUUUUAUUUUAAGUUAUACCUGUCUUCUUGUCCGACGAAAAGGAAAAGGACGGGUAAUCGAUAGGCAUGAAAUUUAUGGAACACACGUCAAUUGUAUACAGAUAUUUAAAACCCUUCUAAAAUCCUACCCGACAGAAUUAAGUUGACAGCACACGUCAAGCGGGUUGCAUAUCAGCGAGAUGCCUAUUUCAUUCGCCCGGAUUUUAUAAUCUGUUGUCAAUCAUCCGUCCCUUUCCUAUUCUGCUGAUAAGAAAAUGGCGGGACUAAAUUAAAUUAAAAUUAGGAGGUGUCUGCAGGAAUCGGGGCCAAUGGUGCUAAUUCCUGUAAAUACCAUCUAAUUUUAUCUUAAGUUAUAUCUGUCAUUUUCUUAUCCGCCGAAAAGGAAAGGGACGGGUAAUCGACAAGCAUAAAAUUUAUGGAACACACGUCAAUUUUAAGCACAAAUCUAAACCAACCGUCAAAAAAAUUUACAUCCGUCAAUAACCCGACACAGUUAAGUAGACAGCACGUCAAACGGAUUGCAUACCAGCGACGUACCUUUUGAUUCGCCCGGGUUAUUCAUUCAUUUACUCAUUCUUCCUAAAAUUAAAGAGCUGUGAAUCAUCCGUCCCUUUCCUUUUCGACGGAUAUGAAAAUGACGGAUAUAACUUAAAAUAAAAUUAGGCGGUGUCUGCAGGAAUCGGGGCCAAUAUUUCCCUAUAUUUAAAUAAUAUUAUUUUAUUCCGUUUUUCAUGACAAGCCGAUAUGAAUUUUAACAUUUAUUUUUUAAUAUACAAAAUUAAAUUUAAAAGACGGUUUUAGCCGCGAGCCAUAACUUGAUUUAGUCCAGUUGAUUGUUUGGAUUGUUGAUAGUUUUAGGUUUAACAGGAUGCGGUUGGUAUUCCGAGUAGACUUAAAAUUUGUUUUAUUUUACUCAUGGUAUAAGAAGACCAGGGGCCUGUUUAAUAAAACUUACAAUUGUAAAUUACAAUGACAAUUUGAUGUACAUUGCGGAGUAUGUGAUCAUGAAUAUUUUGAAGUUUGAUAUUAGCUACGUAAUGAACAUCAAAUUGUCGUCGUAAUUUACAAUUGUAAGUUUUAUUAAACAGGCCUCUGGUAUACUCAAAACUGACAGCUAACAUUUCAAGGUUAGCCCAGCUGACGUCAUCCUGCCCUGUAUUGCCAUUUCGUAAUAAACAAAUUAACCACGGCCAAUGUUUUCAUAUUUAGUUUGCAAGGAAAUUUAAUUUAGUAAUUAAAUACAUUAGUCAGUAAUUCACUUAAUAUUGGCUUAAUAUACAUUCAUUACAGGCUGAUCACCUGAUUGUCCGAAAGUAAGACGAUCCGUGCUUCGGAAGGCACGUUAAACCGUUGUUCCCGGUUACUACUUACUGAUGUAAGUACGUAGUCGUUAUAUGAGUCAUGUCAGGGAGGGGCCUUUGGCGGCUCAAUAGUAACCCGACAACAGGGUUGAUGAGGUUGGUAAUUCACUUCACAACCCACACGAUAGAAGAAGAAGUCUUAAUAUUCAAUAAUAAAAUUUACGUCCUUGGAAUGUUGGAUAUACCGAUUUAAUAGUAACACUUACGUCAUCAAUGGGCUAGCAAUGGCGGCUUGUCAUAGGAUUGAACAUACCUGGUUUCCUUAUACCAUGAUUUUACUUAUGUAAAUGUUUUUUUAGCCGUAGUGAAUUUGACUGUUUCAUACAUCAUAAAAUCAGUUUUUUUCUCGUAUUAACUCAAAGACCGAGCUUAAUUUGUCGACCCCUUAAAAAAAAAUGGAAAAAUAUUUUCUUCAGGCGAUCAACGUUCGGAAGUCUGGCUACCAUAUCUUUAAAAAACACAUUAUACCGGGUUCUUCGAGAGACUCCGCCGUUCAUAACGCAGUAAGCACCUGGUACUUUGUGUUUUAAUUAUGAUAAUAACCGCAUAAACCUCAACCAAUGUACCAUAUCUUUGUUUUUCGGAAUUAUUUGUGAUUUAUCAUGUUUGGAAUCUGUCAAAUUAAUUACGGCUAAUUAUUCGCUAAGGCCGAUUUUAUAAACUUCUAUAUUUAAAUGUUAUAAUUUUUUAACAACGGCAACACUCAUAAGGAUAAUAAAAAAGUCGGCCUUUUUUGUACAAAAUAUAAUUUGGAUAUAGUGUUUGUGAGUUCGUUAAAAGUUUUUGUGAUCGCUCAAGUGAUUGUGUCAAAUGUAACCUUGUAUUUGCUAUCGACGCCAUCUUGAAUUAGCUGAGCUGUAGCCGCCAUUUUGUCCAGUGCUCUGCCAUGAGGCCUGGAUGUGGGAGAACCAUGCGCAUUGGAGAAACACAAUCCGUGUUUGACAUGCCAAGGAUAAGGCAUGGACGCACGCAUUUGUUUAAAUUCAAGGCCAGAAAAGUUUGAAGAAGGAAUAUUGUCUCUUUGAUGCGAACAGCAAAAGAGCUGUCUGCUGUUCUCUGUUUUUCCAUGUGAAUGGGCAUUUGUUAGGUAAGCGUGAUCCACGCUAGACCACAUUGACACUUACCAUCAGGUGAGAUUGUGGUCAAUCGCGAGCCUAUAUUAUUCAAAAAAGAAAUGUGAGUAGAUUAAGUCAGAGAUUUAGUUCAGCUCAGUUUUAUCAAGAAGUCAUUAUGUCUUGGUGUCAAUAGCAAAUAUUAGGCAGACCUUUACUAAUAGACGUUAAUUUAUUUGAGACAACUUUGUAGUUGUAUAAGUAUUCAAUUUUGCAUAUUUUGAUUACCAUGUUAAAUUGAUUUGUUUGUGAAAAUUCUUUUAAGUGUUUUUUACGGAAAAGGUUUGUAAUGAUUUGGUGAUUUUUAUUUUUAAAUUAAUAUGUUAAAUGCGGACAAUAACUAAAAAAAGGAAUCGUCGAAAUUAGUUUGAUUUUACACUUUAAUGGCAAGUGUCUAACAAGACAAAAUUGUAAUGAUUAGCUAGUAUUAAAAAUAACCAAUAUUUUUAUUAGUUACUUUAGAAGUAGCUGCUACUGUCGGUGUAUUGAUUUUGUUAUUUAUUUUAAAACAUGGCUGUUGAGUAUAGAUAAGUUCCCAGCACAUGUGCGAAAUGGUCAGCUGAUGACGUAAAAAAGAAAAAAUAAUAUAUAUACAGACAAAUUAAUCGGCGGAAUUAUCCGAAUUCCACUUGCUUUAAGCAUCUUAUAUGCUAGUUUAUAAACUGGCCUUUCUUUAUUUUUGUUUACUUUUUUAGUAUAGACAUACGUGAAAUCUUACUAUCUAAGCCUUUUCGGGUUGGCAGUAUUUUUUUUAAAAUAGAAAAGGGACGUAUUGAAUCAUUAUAGUGAAAGAUAUACCUUUCGCACGUACAGAUAAUCUGUCAUUUUCAACAGGUCAUUUCCAUCCACGCAAACUAUUUAUUUUUUUUAUUAACCAUAACAUAAUUGUAAUGUUACAUUAAAUAAUUCAUAAUACAAAAUCGGCAUGUCAUAUGUUACGACCAUUUCGCCAACGCAUCCCGCACACUUGAUCUCUCGCUUCAUAUCCGCGGUUACUCCACGCCCUGAUCUGAUUUAAAUGUUAAACAAUUGUAUAAUAUAUUCAUGCUCACUACGCCAAAUGUUACGUGCACUUCGCGUGUUAUUUCAAAUGUUACGGCGAAUUCGCACGAAACCGACGGACAUGUCUUCGUGUUACUUACGAGCUUAGAGCUUGCUUUUUUAUGAAUAACAAAACUUCACAAAAUUAAAUUUAAACUUUUUGUUAUUCACAAAAAAAAAAGACUAAAUAUUACGUUUGUUAACAUAGUGAGUUACCUUUACUGUAACACUGAAUAUAACACGCGGUAAAUAACAUAACAUUUCGCGAAGUGGACAUAACAUGAUGUGUGUAUGAGAAGUGUUGUACAGAAUCUAGUUAAGAAUUAUUGUGAGUCGACUGUGCAACUAUACAGGCGAUAUAAGGCGACCAAUGAUGAAAAAAAAACCUUUUUAAAUGAAUAGUUUAGUGAAAAUUGAGCAAGAUGCCAACUGCUAACUCACCAGGUAUGGUUGGACAGGAUGACGAAGUAUCGUGUACCAAAUAAUAUAGAAAAUUAUAGAAAAUA